ACCGACCGGACGACAAUUUUGCGAAGAGUCAGACGCCAUGGGUCGCGUGAUCCGCAAUCAGAGAAAGGGUCGUGGAUCCAUCUUCACGGCCCACACCCGUCUCAAUAAGGCACCAGCUCAGUUCAGAACCCUCGACUAUGCCGAGAGACACGGAUACAUUCGCGGAGUGGUGAAGAAGAUCAUUCACGACCCUGGCCGAGGCGCUCCCCUCGCUCAAGUUUCCUUCCGCCACCCGUACAAGUUCAAGGAUAUCACCGAGACGUUUAUUGCCAACGAGGGCAUGUACACCGGCCAGUUCAUCUACGCUGGAAAGAACGCUGCUUUGACUGUCGGAAACGUCCUUCCUUUGGGCUCCGUCCCCGAAGGUACCGUUGUCACCAACGUCGAGGAGAAGGUUGGAGACAGAGGUGCACUUGGCCGAACAUCCGGAAACUACGUCACGGUCAUCGGCCACAACCCCGAGGAGGGCAAGACUCGCAUCAAGCUCCCCUCUGGUGCUAAGAAGGUCGUGAAGAGCCGUUCCCGAGGAAUGGUUGGUAUUGUUGCCGGUGGUGGACGUACAGACAAGCCACUGUUGAAGGCUUCCCGAGCCAAGCACAAGUUCGCUGUCAAGCGCAACUCCUGGCCCAAGACUCGUGGUGUUGCCAUGAACCCUGUCGACCAUCCUCACGGUGGUGGUAACCAUCAACACAUUGGUAAAGCCUCCACCAUUUCCAGAUACGCUGCACAAGGUCAAAAGGCCGGUCUCAUUGCUGCCCGGAGAACCGGUUUGCUUCGUGGUACUCAAAAGACAAAGGAGUAAACUUAAUUGGAUGGCGUAUUUCAUUCGGUUCAAUUAUGAUAGGAUGCGCGGGAAUGCUUUUCUUUUUUUCCAAUGGCAUACAUGUGUAUUUGAUGGGUAGCUGCCAUAGUGCAGGAAAUGAGCAAAUCCAUCAUGUGGCCGAACCAGUAGAAAUUUAUUAUGAUUUCGCAAUG
Molecule: messenger RNA, 975 nt
Organism: Coccidioides posadasii C735 delta SOWgp
Lineage: Eukaryota; Fungi; Ascomycota; Eurotiomycetes; Onygenales; Onygenaceae
Product: 60S ribosomal protein uL2
Biological process (GO): cytoplasmic translation
Cellular component (GO): cytosolic large ribosomal subunit; ribosome
Molecular function (GO): RNA binding; structural constituent of ribosome
Source: RefSeq, a predicted model, not a curated record